GGGCAUACUGGCAGAAAAAAAUUCUUACUCAUACGCAAUUAGUAGGACAGGAGGAUUCUUCCGCCGGAAUUGCCAAGGGGUUAAAUGUCGGUGGACUAAAAUCCCUUCCCCUUUAAUUAAAGAUUGCCCCCAGUCUCUGCAUCAUCGUGGUUUGUGCCAUCUGGGGGCUGUUGUGACCAUUGUGGUAGCUAUCUCUCUAUGCACGGGACCGUACUGUGCAUGCAUAGCGCCGGAAAGCUUAUCGCACAUGCUUUAGAGAGCCAGUGUCAACCAGUAUGGUUGCAACAUUAUUCUCUGCAGAGGCAUCUGUUCAUAUUUCGUAACUGUAAAAUAAUAUUUGCAUUUCACUUUCGUUGCUACGGGAUAAGGAGUUUUUUGUUUCCUUGGGCGUCUAUAGCGUAUUAAGCUUAAAUGCGACUUUUACCAGAGAUAUAGUGGAGUGCAUGCCUUCUGUAGCCGGGUGCCAGGGACUGCUGUCUCCACCACCCGCUGAAAUGUCUGCUUGACAUGAUGCUUUUCGUGUUUUCCGCCGGGUUAAGACGACUUUAAAUUUGUAUUCCUGGACGCAUUUAGGUCAGCGCCUUGAAUGAAUUGGGUUACGGCAGUAAAAGAUUGUGUGCGAGGGCAGCUUGUCGAGGCGUGACUCCUGAGCAACAAGGGCAGGACGUAUGAUGCGCCAGGCAUCCGCAUCUCCGAGCGCUUCGCGUGUCCGGGACCACAUACAAUGACCAGUGUGCGGAGACUGGUGCAUCUGGUGCUUUUCUGCCCCUUGUCCAAAGGCGUACAGGGUCGUCUCCCAGUCAAGGUGAAGUACCUGUUCCUGGCCUGGCUGGCCAUCCUGGUGGGCAGCUGGGUCACCUACAUGCACUACUCCACUUACUCCGAGCUCUGCCGUGGACACAUCUGCCACGCCAUCAUCUGUGAUCAUUACAAGAGGGGCAUCAUCUCUGGAUCAUCCUGCAAGCCUCUCUGCGAAAAGCACACUCUGAAACUGCAGCACUGCUUGUCCUCCUCGCCUACUCAUCAGGUGUACAGUGGAGUUUGGAAGGAGAAGUCAGUGGUUAUAAAGUGUGGACUUGAAGAUGGCUCAAGGCGGGAUGGGAGUCCAGACUCCAUGCUUCGACAUGAGAUGGCCCUCUUCAACAAGCCAAGCAGGGGCACCUCCAUGGAUGAGUUUCGGGAAAUGCUGCAAAAUUUCCUCAAGGGAAAUCUUGGGGACCAUUCCUCACUUGGAACCUUGGUGAGUCGUAUCAUGGACCUAGCUGAUGUCAAUGAGGAUGGAAAGGUCUCUCUGGCAGAGGCAAAGUCUGUGUGGGCACUGCUGCAAGUCAAUGAAUUCCUUCUGAUGAUGGCUUUGCAAGAGAAGGAGCACACCCCGAACCUGCUUGGCUUCUGUGGAGAUCUGUAUGUCACAGAACAAGUGGGCCACAGUACCCUGUACACGUUGGAGAUUCCUCAUUACCUGCAGCCACUGGUUCCCACGGUUAUAAGUACUACUAUAAACCACUGGUUAGCUCCAGCCUGGCCCCGGCGAGCUCGAAUUACAAUCGGGCUCCUGGAGUUUGUGGAGGAGAUCUUCCAUGGCUCUUAUGGCAGCUUCUUCAUGUGUAAUGCGAGCCCGCGGCACGUGGGCUAUAAUGGGAAGUAUGAUUGCAAGAUGGCAGACCUGCGUCACGUGGCGUCUGAGGUGGCAGUACGGAGAUUCCUGAAGGGUCGCCACUGCGAGACAAACACAGACUGCACCUAUGGCAAGGACUGCACUGCCACCUGCGACAAGCUGGUCAAGCAGUGCAACACUGAGGUGGUGCAACCUAACCUGGCCAAGGUGUGCAGGCUGCUCCAAGACUACCUGCUGUUCGGUUCUCCUUCAGACUUACGAGUGGACCUGGAAAAGCAGCUACGCACCUGUGUGACACUCAGCGGCCUUGCCAGCCAGAUGGAGGUCCACCAUUCGCUUGUUCUUAACAACCUCAAGACCCUCUUGUGGAAGAAGAUCUCUGAUACCAAAUACUCCUGAGGCUGAAGAAAAUAACUACUGGUGCAAGACGACUUAUGAUGCGGAUAUUUUUGACACCUUCAUAUUAACAGCUUUCCUUCAUUGAGGAAGCAGGGAUUUACCAUUAAGAUAUGGGGCAUUGUUUGACUAUUAAAUUACCAGGGAAUACUUCCACACCAAACUUAUGCUUGAAUUCCACAUAACAUAUGAAUAUGCAACAUACAGGACAUAAACAGAGGAUGAAAAACAACUGUCAGAUCAUUUAAAAGUAUUAUCAUUAUUCAUAGAUGACGUCUGUGUUGUUAGUUGGUACAACUCUUUCUCGGGUCUGUGAAUGACUUGUCUUGAGUUGUAACACAGGAUGUAGUUAGCAAAACAAGGCCACUAGAACCUCAAAAUACCCAAGGGCAAAAAUUAUUUGGUGGAUAGGGUGGUGGUGUGGUCUACUGGAAAUGGUUGGGGGAAAAAAACGAAAACAUUCGUACGUUUAUGCGCCUUUUGUGCACAAUCUAAUUUUGAUAAAAUUAGUUAAAUGCAUUUGAUGACAAGACUUAAGUAACCAGAAGUAUGGGCUAUUGUUUUUAUGCUACUAUAAAUAGUGUUUGCUCAAGGUUUCGUAAUUAUUUGUGUCUUAAGCUUUUUAAAGAACUGCCUAAAAAGAAAGGACUUAAGGUAAAACAUCUCUUUUUAUAGGAACAUUUUUAUUCUCAAUCCCUGUAUUAAUGCAUUGUGUGGAAGGAAAAUUCAUGUUGCCACUUGGGAUAUGAGAAGGUAUCACUGCAACUGUUUAUGUCUUGUGAAAGACUACCUGUUGGUUUUAUUUUUCCAAUAUUUUAUUGUGAAAUGCACAAGAAAAAUAUGUAAUUGAAAUCCAACAAGUCUGCAGUGUUAGUGGAUUUAUUCAGUGCAUUUCAUCGGUGAGAAUGACUCGUUUCCACAUAUAAACAGUAACAGUUUUUAAAUCUAAGCCACAAAUUCAACUUUAAAUCCCAUCUCAAAGGAAGAACACUGCAAACGGUAUAUACUGGUUCACCUAGUUUUAGAAGCAAGUUUUAAAAAUGGUCCAGGAUCUUGAACACCAAAUAAGAAAUAAAUUUCUGAUCCUCUGUGUUCAACUGCACCAUGGUACAAUAGCUGAAGUGUGUUUCAAGCAAGGGGAUCCAAAUCCUGGCUUGGGAUCUUAGGUACAGAUUAACAGGAUCAGGUUUCCAUUCUAGUUUGCAGCUUGAGCAGGAACUGCAAGUCUAGCAAUAAUAAGUGAAUAAAUUCAGUGAAAGCAAAGGGACAAGACAAGUCUACAGGCAGGAUUCUCUGCUCGUCACAUGGACCACUAUUCGCGUGGUACCACUAUAAGCGUUUUAGAAAUUAAUUCAUUAUAACAAAUGUUUUCCUUUAAUAUCACUCCGUAAUUGAGAGGUGGUUUUACACUGUAUAAAUUUGUCGGCAUACUACAGCAGCACUAGUCCUACGCCAGAGCGCCUGGAGAGAAAACACACAUGAUGGAACCACCAUUAAGCGCCACUUAUUCAUGUCUAUUAAACUACCAUUAGGCCUUUUUAAUAUCUUUUGUCCUUGUAGCUACUAAAUACACUCAUUAUUAAAGCCAUAAAGUUGUCUGCCUGUCACUUCAGAAUAUCUAUUGAAUAAUAAUGUUUAGGCUAAAAUCUAGGCUUAUUCUAUGUGGACUGAUGGUGCCAGUGUAUGUUUGUGCGCACUGGGCUUGUUGGGACCAGUGUUACCAUCGUAAACUAAAGCCGGAAGGAAAAUGGACACUACAUAAGAAAAUGU
This is a messenger RNA of Brienomyrus brachyistius, 3784 nucleotides long. Its product is annotated as divergent protein kinase domain 1B-like. NCBI's taxonomy places the organism in Eukaryota, Metazoa, Chordata, Actinopteri, Osteoglossiformes, Mormyridae. Bases 725 to 2017 code for a protein of 430 amino acids. The transcript is spliced from 5 exons. The record is from RefSeq and is a predicted model, not a curated record.